GCUCGAUUAAUCUGAAAAAGAAUGGAAACGGAGAGCGCCGCCUGAGAAGCAGAGGGAGGUUAAGUCGGUCGCUUCGUGAAGUUGCUGGCGAGACAGUGAGGUACCGGCGAAGUCGCUGGGCGGCUAGGGUUUCUGUGCUAAGUUCCUCCUACGCGAAGGAAACGAGGCAUUAGUCAACUACCUUUAGGAAAAGAUGCAGAGACGGAGAAUCGCGGCUAGGGGAGUUUAGAGCUUUAUGCCAAGGUUCAACGUGGUGGGUGGGAGUUCCUUUUUUUUCCGGCGAGUUCUUUGUCCCUUGAAGCUUGGACUGGAGUUCUUUCAACGGCGUGUCUGGUUCUAUACGAAGGAUUAGCUGAAGAACAUUUACCUUCUUUGUUUCAUUGGAGUUGCAACGCGAUUGUUUUCUCUUUUCGUCCAAAUAUAGGUCUAAUGGCUAUCAGAAGGUUGCAGCAUUGAGCAUUAUGCACAGACAAUUAUUGUGAGAAAGGGGAGGAGAAAACGGAAACAGAUUUGUUGCAUUGGUUUGGAAUAUCCGAAUAUUAACUGCCAUUCCUCCUUGAAUUGAGCUUGUCAUUUAUUAAAUUGAAAGGAGUGUGUGGCUUUUACUAGCAUUACACUAGUAAGCAUAUAUUACAUAUAGUUUAUCUGUAUUGACCAUCCACAAUUGGCUGUGUUGGAGAUGCCUGCACUUCCUCCGGUUUUGUCUUUCUUCCGUACACUAUAUCUCUGUUUCCCAUCUCUUCUUUCUGGUGGUGGAGCAGAAGAGAUCUCGGAUUUGAAUAUUGGAUUUAUUAAGCGAGCAACACCUUUCUGAAAAUGCAUGCUGCCUUUGGUGCAAUUGGGUACAAGGAAGGUGUUCUGAUUAAAUUUAUCAAUGGGACAUAGUUUCUUAGAGUUCUACACUUUCAGUGACUGAUCUUUGUAUUUGCUUGUUAGGGUCUUUUUUGUGCUUUUUAUUUUAUUUUAAUGUAGGAGGGUUGUAUAUGAGGUGUCCGGCUUGGGUCAAUUAAAUGGGUUUAAUAGAUGGUAAGUUAGAGCUGUGAAGAAAAUGACUGAACUGACAUCAAUUGCCCAAAGUUAUCACGGUAGGAAAAAAGCUAGGGCAUAAUUGUCUGAACUGAUAUAGUAUAGGGGCUAAAUUGAUAUUUCAGCCAUAUUCCAUGUUGAUUCCUGCAAUCAGGUUCAUUCAUCAGAGACAAAUCUUCAUAAGUAUUCAUUCUAUUCAAUUCAAAUCACUUUCUGUGCUUGCCCAAUUGAGCUCAUAUCUUUCAGAUUCUUCUUCUAGUUCUGAUGGAGAAAAUUCAAAUGGUAAUGUCAGUAGUUCUACUUUAGUCCAAGAUUUUUCUAAAGUUAACUCGUAUGGGGCUGCAGAAAUGCUUUACAAAUUAAGGAAUGAACCAAAUUCUGCAUUAUCAUACUUUCGGCAGAUGAAGGAGUGUGGGUUCCAGUACGAUGUUGAUACUUAUGUGGCAAUUAUUAGGAUACUUUGUCACUGGGGCAUGGAUAUGAGAUUGGAUUCUAUACUGUUGGAGGUGAUAAAGUCAGAAAAGGAGAGUUUGGGUUUUGAUGUGUCAGACUUGCUUGAGGCAUUGAUGGAAGGACUCCAUGCUGAGUGCCCUGAUUCUAUAAUUCGGACACUAGAUGCAUUGGUCAAGGCUUAUGUGAGCUUGGGCAUGUUUGAUAAGUCCAUUGACAUGCUAUUCACAACAAGAAGGCGGGGAUUUGGUCCAAGCUUAUUGUCUUGCAAUUUUUUGAUGAAUCGACUUGUUGAUUGCGGGAAGCUGGAUAUGGCUGUGGCUGUAUAUAAGCAGUUGAAGAGGCUUGGGUUUAAUCCAAAUGUCUACACUUACGGGAUUGUGAUCAAGGCCCUUUGCCGAAAUGGGAAUUUGGAAGAAGCCGGGAGUAUUUUUGGGGAAAUGGAGGAAAUGGGUGUGACUCCUAAUGAAUUCACUUAUUCUGCUUAUCUCGAAGGCCUUUGCUUGCAUGGUCUAUCUUCUUUGGGUUAUGAAGUGUUACGAGCAUGGAAAGGCGCAAACAUACCCCUUGAUGUCUAUCCUUACACUGUUGUCAUUCGUGGAUUUGUUAAUGAAAGAAAGUUUUUAGAAGCAGAAGCUGUUUUACUUGAUAUGGAAGAGCAAGGUUUGGUCCCUGAUGAUUAUACUUAUGGGGCACUGAUUCAAGGUUAUUGUCAGAUAGGGAAUAUUAUAAAAGCUCUGAAUGUCCAUAAUGAGAUGACAGCUAAGGGUAUUAAAACUAAUUGUGUGAUUCUUAGCUCAAUUCUUCAGUCUUUGUGUCAGAAUGGGAUGGCAUCUGAGGUUGUUGAACAAUUCAAUAGUUUUAAGGAGCUUGGAAUUUUCCUAGAUGAGGUUGUUUAUAAUAUUGCAAUUGAUGCUCUAUGCAAACUGGGGAAGUUGGAAGAGGCUAUGAAGUUGUUAGAUGAGAUGAAGGGUAAGAGGAUGACUCCAGACAUUGUGCACUAUACCACUUUAAUUAAUGGAUACUGCCUACAUGGGAAAGUAUUUGAUGCAUUGGUCUUAUUUAAAGAAAUCAAGAAAAAUGGAUUGAAACCAGAUGUGGUUGCAUAUAAUGUGCUUCUUGGUGGAUUUUCUAGAAAUGGUUUGGCACGAGAGACACUUCACCUACUGGAUUAUAUGAAGGGACAAGGUUUAAUACCGACCACUGUGACAUAUAAUGUGAUUAUUGAGGGUUUAUGUAUGGGACAUAAUGUGGAGGAAGCUGAAAAAUUUCUCGAUAACCUAAACUCUAAAUCUGAAGAAAAUUAUGCUGCCAUGAUCAAUGGAUAUUGUCAAUCAGGCAAUACAAGUAAAGCUUACAAACUCUUCCUAAAGCUGUCCAAGCAAGGCAUUUCUAUAAAGAGGAGUUCUUGCUUGAAACUGCUGGCUAGCCUUUGUUCAGAAGGUGAAUAUGACAGAGCUCUGAAGCUAUUUGAGAUAGUACUGUGUUCUGAUGAUGGCCCUUGUACAUCAAUGUAUAGCCGUAUAAUAGCUGCUUUAUGUCGUGAUGGAGAUAUGAAAAAAGCUAGGUGGAUAUUUGACAAUAUGUUAUGGAGAGGAAUAACUCCUGAUGUAAUUAUUUAUACCAUGAUGUUAAAUGGUUAUUGUAGAGUGCAUUGCUUGCGGGAGGCACACAGUCUUUUUGCUGAUAUGAAAAGUAGGGGAAUUUCUCCUGAUGUUAUCACCUACACAGUUAUGCUUGAUGGACAUUCUAAAGGUUUAAAAAGAACUCAAUCCUCAUCCUGUGCAGGGGGGAACAAGGGAGGAAGCAAGAUUGCUUCUGAUCUCUGGUGUGAAAUGAAGGAGAUGAAAUUGACAGCUGAUGUCAUAUGCUACACUGCGUUGAUUGACAGUCAUUGCAAGUCUGAUAGCCUUGAUGACGCUAUUCAGUUAUUCAAUGAGAUGAUUGAUAGAGGUGUAGAACCCGAUAAUGUUACAUACACUGCUCUUUUAUGUGGCUUCUAUAAGCAUGGACAUAUAGAAAGGGCUGACAGUCUUGUGCAUGAGAUGAUGGGUAAGGGAAUAGAACCAGAUAGCCGUAUGAUGUUUACAUUACACACUGGCAUGUUGAAGGCCAGAAGAGUGCGAAUCAAGCAUUAAACCUCAGGAACUCCUAUACUUGGCUAGUUGGAAAAGCUUUCAAGGAUAUAAGCUUUCAAGUUUGUCAGUCCAUUACCUAAUAUCUUGUUACACUCUAUGCUGACUUUUAUAUUCAAUGGGUCUGAUGGGCUGCUGGGUUCAUUGGCAAUUGUAGAUGAUGUAAUUAAUGAUUGUCAGUAGGGCUGCUAUCACACUGGUGAUAUGUCAACUUCGAAGAGGAACACAUGGUAGCUUGACUACAAAUUCCUCAAUGAGUAUUUCCCCUCCACCCCCUUCUAUCUCAUGCUUUUUGAGUCGGUUCAGCAGUGUUGCGGAGUUCCUGAAGAAGCCCACAUCUCUUUAGAAGAGGAGUCUGAUGGCUGUGGUGGAAAGAUGAGGUGGGUACUGCAGUACUACAAGAAGGGCUUUUGUGAUGAUAUUGGCGGGAAUAUCUGCUUCAUGGAUUGGCUAUUAUGUUUCCCAGAGGCUUUCUUAGUUGCACUGAGUUUUCACAAUACAGCCAGUGCUCUGACAUCCACCAUUCUCCCCCGCUUUCCACCUCUUCCUCCAUCCUUUCUCAAUCAAAAGGAAGGAGGAAAUGGUGAAAUGUUCUCAUCGUGUU
Messenger RNA from Ipomoea nil (Japanese morning glory), 4215 nucleotides. Its product is annotated as pentatricopeptide repeat-containing protein At2g26790, mitochondrial-like. NCBI's taxonomy places the organism in Eukaryota, Viridiplantae, Streptophyta, Magnoliopsida, Solanales, Convolvulaceae. The coding region runs from base 1161 to 3614 and encodes 817 amino acids. The record is from RefSeq and is a predicted model, not a curated record. Gene Ontology annotation, molecular function: protein binding. The transcript is spliced from 6 exons.